CAAAUAUUUCAUCAUCACUGUUCCUUAUCAAUCCCCACCACAAGUCCUUGUCAAAAUGACCAACUAUUCUCUGACAGUCAAGGUUCCAGGGCGCGCGGCCAUACAACAAUUCGCGCAGCAGGGUUACAAGCUCUGCUUUGCUUCUGGAGUGGAGCGCGAGGGAUACAAGGUCAUAGCAUCAACCAGCAGUAUUGCGCCUAAUGCUCAGUUCAACUGGAAUGAUGACCUUGGUAUUGCUGCCAGUCAAUCCAACUUCAUGGAAGGAGUCCAAGUUCAGGCGUCGACUAAUGUCGAUUCCAUCAGGCCUGGCCAGACCUACACCUUGACUCCAGACUAUCGAGGCAGUGUCAACGACGGUGGACCUCAAGACGGUAUUCGCUUCAAUAACCAGGCCGAUAGAGCCUCCCCCAUUGUGUACAGAACCAUCAAUGGCUCGAGGGCUCCCAUCUACGUCGGCUCUAUGCAACUCCCGAGAGGCGCCAGUCAGGAGAUUAAGCCUAACAACAGGAUCCGGGUCUGGUUCCAACGCGAUGGCCAAAGUGGUACCAUGAUUGAUGGGAUCCAUGAUCAGAGCAUUGAAAUUGACAUGUCGGGGAGGACCAGCGCCACUGUCGUCUUCAAUGACGAUUUUACGUGGUCGCUGCAGUAAAUACGAGCUUGGGCUUGGGAAAGGUUGACUCGGAUAGUUAGCGUCUUGCUAUAGCAACUGACGAGGCUUUGUGCUGAUGAAAGACAGAUACCAUUAUUAGAUAAAUCCUUGUUUCAAGUGAA
Messenger RNA from Fusarium oxysporum Fo47, 771 nucleotides. RefSeq lists its product as uncharacterized. Lineage: Eukaryota; Fungi; Ascomycota; Sordariomycetes; Hypocreales; Nectriaceae. The coding region runs from base 56 to 649 and encodes 197 amino acids. The record is from RefSeq and is a predicted model, not a curated record. The transcript has 3 exons.